Penicillium antarcticum is the source of this 876-nucleotide messenger RNA. RefSeq lists its product as uncharacterized. The coding region runs from base 1 to 876 and encodes 291 amino acids. The record is from RefSeq and is a predicted model, not a curated record. Lineage: Eukaryota; Fungi; Ascomycota; Eurotiomycetes; Eurotiales; Aspergillaceae. The transcript has 2 exons.
AUGAAGCCAGUGGUAUCGGCCGUUUACCAGUUCCCCAGCGGCGCAUACCUGGAGAAUCUCGCCAUUAGCGAUGAUGAAACUUUAGUCACUCGCGCAGACACACCCGAGCUAUACCAAAUUAAACUUCCAACGAAGCAAACUAGUGCAUACGCCAGUCUGAUUCAUCAUUUCCCCAAUGCAACUGGGUUGAUGGGUAUCGCAGAAUAUGCCCCAAGCACAUUCGCGGUAAUUGCGGGCAACUUCUCCAUGACGGAGCUGAUUACUGUCUCCUGGUCCGUUUGGACUGUCCGCUUCUCUGAAGGAAACCGCCGUCCUACAAUCCAGGAAAUCGUCGACUUACAGAUGGCCAGUUUCUCAAUGGCCUUGGCAGGCCGUGUAUACUGUCUCAAUGCCAAGACAGGAGACUACGAAGUGGUCCUUGAGCACGAAUCUAUGAAAGCUUCCGGGGCGAUUGGGCUUAACGGGAUUCGUACCGUCACUAUUGGAACCCAAACAUUCCUGUAUUACGACAACAGCAAGACAACGACGGUGGACCGGGUUGCUAUUGACCCUGUAUCAGGACAUGCGAAGGGCGAAUACACCAAAAUGGCUCGUGGUUUUUAUGCUGAUGAUCUGACCUAUGACUAUGAGACUGGUAACAUCUGGGUCGCUGGAAACGCCAAUAACACCAUUUUCCGCAUAAAUCCUGACGACGAGGAGAUUGUUGUAGCCGAUGCGUUAAGUACGCCGUCUGUGUUGGCGCCAUCAAGCCUCGUAUUUGGGAAGGGAAAACAUAGUCGCACGCUUUUCGGUACUACUUAUGCCGGAGUGGCGCCAAAUGGGACAAUCACUGGCGGAAACUUGCUGAAAAUAGAGGUUGGGGAAAAGAGCAGCUGA